AUGUGGGUUGUUCCAUGGUUCUUUUUGAACAAAUACAUCUUUUGUUGUUCUUUUCUAUUUUCAUCACCAUCUUUGCAGUCGUCGGAGAAAGGUUGCCAGACUUGCCUAGGGGAAAAGGUUGCCAGACUCCGCACACGUUGCGAGGAGAUUGCGACCAAGUUUGUGUCGGUCUGCUUGAACCUCUCAUCAUUGUCAGGAGAUGUUCCAAAUGAAGAUCUUGAGGAGACAGAGAAAACCUUGCCAAAGAAGCAAGGAAAGCGAAAGAAGAAGCAAUUGGCCAGGCUUCAGGCCAACGAGGCCGCCAGCGACGAAGAUGAUGAUGCCUUGCUGACGAUGCUGGAAACGGAAGCUGCUACCGGCGAGGUGCUCUUCCAUGAUGAUUUUGCAUCGCAGCUGCAAGCAGAGGGAGAUCUGCUGAAUGCCGAUGCCGAAGUCAAAGCACCCAAGAAGGCCGAGGGGAAAGCUCCUCCAGCAGUGCCCGAGGCAGCCCCGGAGGUGGAGGCAGCGCCGGACGCGGCGCCAGAGGCGGCGGAGGCAGCGCCGGAGGCAGUGCCAGAGGCAGUGCCAGAGGCAGCAGCACCUCCGGAGGUCGCGCCGGAGGCUCCACCAGACGUCGCUGUGGAGACCGCACCCGAGGCGGGGCACGACGAGUGGUAG
This is a messenger RNA of Durusdinium trenchii, 657 nucleotides long. NCBI's taxonomy places the organism in Eukaryota, Dinophyceae, Suessiales, Symbiodiniaceae. The record is from the annotation of a GenBank genome assembly.